GAUCUAAGGCGUUCACCAAAGCAGUCGAUAUAGAUACAAUUGUUAUAUAUUAAAAGGUGGCGGCAGUAUAAGGCGUGGGUAAAUAGUUUCUGACAAGGUCAUAUAGGCUAACCCCAUAGUAUAGACAAUAUGGAAGACUCGUCACAGAAGGGUCACCAAAAAUCUGUCACCGGUGGCAAAGCAAAGGCCAGAGCAGCGGCUGAGCACAGGAAAGUCGACCGCAAACAUGAGAACUCCUUCAACGCAAAGGCGUUCAUCAACGCCUCCUCCGUCAAUGCGCACAAGAAUCUCCGACGUCGCAAUGACUUGGAGACCAAAAAACAUCACAUUGUGAUGGCUGACAGGAACGUUGACGAGCCUCCUCCGUAUGUUGUGGCUGUUGUUGGUCCUCCUAAGGUGGGCAAGACAACACUUAUCAAGUCGCUUGUCAAGCGUUACACACGCCAGAAUAUCAAUGGCGAGAUCAAAGGCCCCGUCACGCUGAUAUCGGGUAAGAAACGGCGCCUGACAUUCAUGGAGUGCGCCAAUGAUAUAAAUAGCAUGGUCGACAUCGCAAAGGUCGCAGACCUGGUGCUUCUGCUGAUCGAUGCGAGUUAUGGCUUCGAAAUGGAGACGUUCGAGUUCCUAAAUAUCUGCCAAGUGCACGGGAUGCCCCGGAUUAUGGGUGUGCUGACCCAUCUGGACCUGUUUAAGAACAACAAGGUGCUCCGCAAAACCAAGAAACGCCUCAAAAACAGGUUUUGGACCGAAAUCUACCAGGGAGCCAAGCUGUUCUAUCUAUCGGGUAUGAUCGGGCAGCGCUACACACAGACGGAGAUCAUGAACCUGUCCCGUUUCAUAUCUGUCAUGAAGUUCAGGCCCAUGACCUGGCGCAACACGCACGGAUACGUGCUUGCGGACCGAAUGGAAGACAUCACUAACCCGGAGGAGAAACGCGUCAACCCCAAGUGCGACCGGACGGUGGCUGUGUAUGGCUAUGUGCGAGGCACGCACCUCAAGGCACACCACAAGAUACACAUACCAGGCAUGGGUGAUAUGUACAUGGAGAACAUGUCGUUCUUGGCGGAUCCAUGCCCCCUGCCCACACAGAAGAAAAAGCGCACGCUGGAUGAGAAGGAGCGAUUGCUGUACGCGCCCAUGGCCGAUAUAGGCGAUAUAGUGUACGACAAAGACGCUACCUACAUCGACAUGGGCAACUUCAUACGCAACAGGGAUGCGGUGGAUGCCGCUGACCAAUCAAAAAUCAAGGUCUCGGAGGAGUCGAAUCUGAUUGGUUCGUCGGAGGGUGACGCAGCACAGGAUGUGACCGAACUUCCGGGUGUUAAAAUGGUUGACACGUUGAUUGACAUGCCCAAGGGGCUGGAUGAGAUGCAGACGUCGGCUGGUCUAAGGUUUUUCUCCGGAGGUGCGGUGAUCAAAUCGGGCGACUUUGUGCAGAGUCAAACCGACAAGGCCGAGGGUCAAGAUAUGGGCCUAGGCGAGAGUGAGGACGAAGGGGUAGGGGGUGCGCAAGGGAAAGCAAGCACGCGCAAGCAACCGUCCGAGAGAAGUGAAGUGGUGGAUGGCCGCAGAAGGCGUCGCGCAGUGUUUGACGAUGAAGCGGAUAGUGACAGUGACGGCGGCAGUGGCAGUGACUCGGAGGACGACAGCAAUGCAGAGGAUGAGGAGGGGGCAGAUAUGCUGAAUGGGGGUGCCAAAAAGGGGGCCAAGCACGGUGGCAAGGUGUCGGAGCUGGAUGGAGAGACAGAGGAGGAGAGUGUGGAGUUUGCAGAGAGUGAUAGUGACAUGGGAGAAGGGCAGAUGAACGCAACGGACGACGACCAGAGCGAAGACGAAGACUCGUACGUGGCUGAGAUAGACAGAGUGGCCAGUGGCUCUGAAGAGGCUAGCAGUGGCAGCGGCAGUGAUAGUGAGGAGAUGGACUCAGAUAUGCAGGAGAGUGAGGCGAGCGAUGCUGGCGGUGACAGUGACGGCGACAGUGACAGUGCUGAUGAGGGGGCUCUGCAGGCGACAGGGACGAAGCAUGCAGUCACGGCCCAGGGGAAAGGGAAGAAGGGGUUGGGUGCUUCUGUGGGUGAGUCUGUGGAGAGUGUGGGUGUGGACGAGACUCACCCGUCGCUGAGGUGGAAGGAGGACCUGGCGCUCAAGGCCGCGGAGAGCUUUAAAGCUAGGCGUAGCAAGAAUAUCAUGACCCUUGUGUACGGCAAAGGGGGGAACGGUAACCAUGACAACGAGGAGGCGGAGUCGAGUGCAAAGGCGGACCAAGAAGAGGUUGCUGAGAGUGGUAUAUUCCAUCUGAAGAAGAAGGAUACGGGACACAGUGGAAUCAACAUGUUUGACGCCACAAAACACAGGCUACCCGCAGAGUUCAGGCACGAUUGGUACUCGGAAGGUGCUCAGGAGCUCAUCCGCAACCGCUUUGUCACUGGCACGUGGGCGGAGGAUGUUGACGCAGAGACGCAAUUAGCGAAAGACGACGAGGAGCAACGCCGACAGGACGCGUUAGACCGAGGCAUGGAGGUGAAGGAUGGCGACGAACUGUUCGGCGACUUUGAAGAUCUUGAGACGGGUGUGCGGCAUGGGCUGGGCAAUGAAGGGGAGAGUGGAGACGAGGAUGCAGACGAUGAAGACGGUGACGUUGUCCUUGACGACGGGAGUGCCAUGGAAACGGGCGAUCGGGUGAGUGAACUCAGCAAAACCGCCAAAAUGCGCCGUCUGGAAGAGAUUAAGAAGAAGAAGAAGGCCAUGUUUGACAAGGAGUACGAUACCAAAGACAACACAGAGUUCUUUGACGAGAUGAAGAAGGGCAUCGCCGAGCAGAGCGCUCUGAACAGGGCUGAGUUUGCGAAUGAGAGCGAUGAGGUGCGGGUGCAGUUUGAAGGUUACAGGCCGGGGAUGUAUGUGCGCGUAGAGCUGGUGAAGAUACCGUACCAGUUUGUGCAGAACUUCAACCCCUGCUAUCCGUUGAUUAUGGGGGCGUUGCUUAGCAACGAAGAGAACCUGGGGUUUGUACACACGCGCGUGAAGAAGCACCGGUGGCACAAGAAAAUCCUCAAGAACAACGAUCCACUGAUUAUCAGUAUGGGCUGGCGAAGGUUCCAGACCACCGUGCAAUACAGUAUACAAGAUCACAACAAACGCAACCGCCUGCUCAAGUACACCCCUCACCACAUGCACUGCAAUGCCCUGUUUUGGGGACCGCUCACGCCCCCGAACACCGGAUUUUUGGCCAUACAAAAACCCUCGCGCGAUGCACCCGGGUUCAGGAUAGCGGCCACGGGUGUGGUGCUGGAAUUGGACCAGAGCUUCGAGGUGGUGAAGAAGCUGAAACUCACCGGAACACCCACCAAGAUAUAUAAGAACACCGCAUUUAUCAAGGACAUGUUCAGCUCCGACCUAGAGAUACAGAAGUUUCUGGGCGCCAGUAUACGGACCGUGAGUGGUAUUCGGGGCAGUGUGAAGAAGGCGAUGAAGGGCCAGGGGAUGCCCCCGGGAGCGUACAGGGCCACUUUCGAGGACAAGAUUCUGAUGAGCGACAUAGUGUUCCUGCGAUGCUGGUACCCUGUGCAGCCGAUCAAGUACUACAACCCCAUGACUUCGUUGCUGUCUGUGGAGAAGGGCGGGACAGAAGACAUGCCCAUCAUGCGCACGGUAGGGCAAAUGCGCCGAGACGCACAGAUUCCCGUGCCUGUCAAUAAGGAUUCGGAAUACACCAAGAUCGAGCGAGAGACGCGCAAGUUCAAUCCGCUCAAGAUCCCCAAGGCAUUGCAGGCUGACCUGCCCUUUGCGUCGAAGCCUAAGCUGCUAGUCAAGAAGAGUGCGAACAAUAAGAAGAACGCGUUGAAGAAGAAGAAGGCCAAUCCGUUCAUCUCACAUGCAGUUGUCAUGGAGCCGGCGGAGAAACGCGUAUACAAGCUCAUGCAGCAGAUCAAUACCAUACGCAACGAUAAGAAUCUGACCAAGAAGGGCAAGAACGACGAGAGAAAGGCGAAGAAGGCGAAGGCAGAGGCCCUACACGCACAGAAACGCGCUGCGCGGGAGAAAGAUGAGAAGAAGAGACAUUUCCGAACGGUGGGCAAGGAGGAGAAACGACAGGAGCACAGCGCAAACAAGAGACGAAAAACAGCGGACUAGCACAGCAGUAGAUGCUUUCAAUAGCAAGAGCACGAAUGCAUAAAAAGCCUUAUCCGCC
Sphaeroforma arctica JP610 is the source of this 4192-nucleotide messenger RNA. RefSeq lists its product as hypothetical. The coding region runs from base 130 to 4134 and encodes 1334 amino acids. The record is from RefSeq and is a predicted model, not a curated record. Gene Ontology annotation, molecular function: U3 snoRNA binding; GTP binding; GTPase activity. The transcript is spliced from 9 exons. Gene Ontology annotation, cellular component: 90S preribosome; nucleus. Gene Ontology annotation, biological process: endonucleolytic cleavage of tricistronic rRNA transcript (SSU-rRNA, 5.8S rRNA, LSU-rRNA); maturation of SSU-rRNA from tricistronic rRNA transcript (SSU-rRNA, 5.8S rRNA, LSU-rRNA); ribosome biogenesis. NCBI's taxonomy places the organism in Eukaryota, Ichthyosporea, Ichthyophonida.